GGCUCUGGGGGGGCUCUGGGCUCUGGGCUCAGUCCCACGGCAGCCACAUGACGGUGAGGAGCGGCCGCAGACGGGCGGCGCGUUCGCUGCUGUUGGUCUAUUGCCUGUUUUCGAUAUACGCCGCUUACGUCGUCCUCUUCCGCGGCUCCGGGGCGGCCCGCGGGCAGCGAGCGGCCCAGCGCCGGGACCGCCACAGGGGAAGUACACUUCCAUGGCAGAAAUUGGAAGCAAGGGAUUUGGAAACUGAACAAAAGGAUGAAUGGAAUCCAUGGGAAGAAGAUGACCGAGCUGAGAAUGCUCGGCAGCAGGAAGCUCAUCUCCACGGAUUCCAGAAACACAUUUUACAAACCCGACCCAAACAGGUACAGAUCUGGGGCAAAGCUGCCAUUGGACUUUACCUCUGGCAUCACAUUCUGGGGGGACAGCUUUCCCCAGGUGACGUGGCAGCACAGUGGAGACAAGGAGAACUAAAUGAUGGAAACUUGCACUUUAGUUUCUAUACUGGUCCUGCGGUGGUCCCUGGGCACAUUCCCCUGGACGCUGAGAGUCUGGUGCUUGUACUAAAUGGUCGGGAAGAAGGGAAGAUCAUGUUUGCCACCCAGUGGCUACAGUAUGUUCAGACACUCCUCCAAACCCACAAAUUACAACACGUGGCUGUCGUACUGCUUGGCAAUGAGCAGUGCAAUAACCAAUGGAUAGAGCCUUACCUCAAGAAACAUGGAGGAUUUGUGGAUUUGCUUUUUCUAGUUUAUGACAGUCUCUGGGUAAACGAAGAGGAUGUUUAUCAGUGGCCCCUGGGAGUGGCAACAUACAGAAACUUCCCUGUUGUGGAUUUCAACAACCUCAUGUUGCAUUCAUCAAGGCCGUACUUGUGUAAUUUCCUAGGAACUGUGUACAAGGACUCCUCCAGGGAAAUCCUGCUCAAUAUAUUGAGACAUGAACGACUCGAUUCAAUGUGUCUUAUCUCAGUCAGAGAACAGUGGUUGCCUCAGGAAAGCAGUGAAAGUCUAAAGAAAUACCAGGAUGCUUUGUUGCAGAGUGACCUUACACUAUGCCCAAUGGGAAUCAAUACAGAAUGCUAUAGAAUUUAUGAAGCAUGUGCUUACGGUUCUGUCCCUGUGGUUGAAGAUAUCAUGACGCCUGGGAAGUGUGGCAACUCGUCAGUUUUACACAAUGCCCCUUUGAGGUUAUUGAAGUCAAUGGGGGCACCUUUUAUUUUUGUGAAAGACUGGAGAGAAUUACCUGCUAUUUUAGCAAAAGAAAAGGUCAUGAGUCUGACGGAGAAGAUUCAGAGGAGACAAAUCCUCAUAGAAUGGUACAAACAAUUCAGAACUCAACUGAAGCAAAAAUUCAUCCACAUCCUUGAAAAUAGAUUUUUUUUAACGGCUUAAUUAUACCUCCCUACACAACUCCUACCACUUGUUGUUGUGUACCUUAUCCUGCAACUUAAUAAUAAUCCUUGCAUUUGUACUAUAAAAUAUUUAAAGUUGUCAAUAGAACCUGGCAGUUAUAUAUUUUACAAAUCAAAGCUUGAAAUAUCACUGCACAAAAGAACCACUUUUAAUUGUGAGAAAGGCACAGUUUUUUUUCCUGCUGGAAGGUUUGACAUUCUUUCCAGCUUGGAAAGAAACAUUUAGUCAAAUUGGACCCAGACAGAUGUGCAGUUGUGAAUUUUGAGUCCACGAGAACACUCAGCAGGUCAGGCAGCAUCUAUGGAGAGAGGAAAGUGAGUUAACGUUUCAGAUUGAUGACCUUU
Messenger RNA from Callorhinchus milii (elephant shark), 1756 nucleotides. RefSeq names its product ribitol xylosyltransferase 1 (gene rxylt1). The record is from RefSeq and is a predicted model, not a curated record. Gene Ontology annotation, cellular component: Golgi apparatus. The coding region runs from base 48 to 1391 and encodes 447 amino acids. Gene Ontology annotation, molecular function: ribitol beta-1,4-xylosyltransferase activity. The transcript is spliced from 6 exons. Gene Ontology annotation, biological process: protein O-linked glycosylation via mannose. Lineage: Eukaryota; Metazoa; Chordata; Chondrichthyes; Chimaeriformes; Callorhinchidae.